AUGGAUAGCCCCCGAGUUCAGGUAGGCGCGCCGGAGGUCGCUCAGGCUCCUGAGAGCACCCUAAACACUGAGACUCCCGAUGUGGAUAUGAAUGAGACUCAGCAGGGCGCGGUGAAUGAAUUCCAAGCAGAUGCGAGACAACAGGAUAUUUCUCUGCCUGACUCGCAGCCAGCAAGUUCAGCACCAACAGAAGCGCCGCAACCUCCCAAGAAGAAGCCGGGCCUUCAUUUUCUCGACUACCUGACGUCGCCUAUUGUGGAACUCGUUGUCGGGAAGAACGAGCACAAGACUUCGUUAACAGCGCACCAGAGCUUGUUGUUGGAAUCGCCAUUCCUUGCGCAGGCUGUCGCCGCAUUCAGCGAAUCAGGUCCGGUACGCGCUAGCUUCUUCCUGAGCAGUAUUCUGGAUGCUUUUACUAAUACAAUAUCUGGCAUGCAGCGGCGUAUUGAGCUUCCUGACGAGAACGUCGAGGCAUUCGGUUGCUUCCUACAGUUCCAAUAUACCCAUGACUACUCCGCAUCCCCCGCCGAUCUAUCCGUGGAGCAAGACGUUGUAGGGGAACUGGAUGAUAGUGGUGAGCUAUUGUUGAAACAUGCGCGUGUCUACACUCUAGCAGAGAAGCUUGGCGUGCCUGCGCUCAAGAGUCUGGCACACUCGAAGAUCCACCGUAUCAACAGUACCUCUCACGGAGAAAUCGCGUACGCGCGUUAUGUCUACACACACACACCGGUCGACGAUGUCACUAUUCGGAAGCCGGUUGCCUCCUUCUGGGCCACCAGAAGCCAUGUGCUGCGCCACGAGGCUGAAGAUGAGUUCAAGAAGCUGUGUCUUGAAGUGCCUGAGUUCUGCUUUGAUGUACUCAGUCUUGUUCUUGACCAAAAAGAGAAGCGUGCCCAGGAUCGAGCAGAGACAGAAUCGGGCAUCAAAGGCAGUGGUAGGAAACGUCUCAGGAGCGGUAUCUAG
Messenger RNA from Aspergillus pseudoviridinutans, 963 nucleotides. RefSeq lists its product as uncharacterized. NCBI's taxonomy places the organism in Eukaryota, Fungi, Ascomycota, Eurotiomycetes, Eurotiales, Aspergillaceae. The transcript has 2 exons. The record is from RefSeq and is a predicted model, not a curated record. The coding region runs from base 1 to 963 and encodes 320 amino acids.